CUUGCACGAUCGAGACCCAUCCAAUACCAUUCGCAACAACAGGCUUCUCGCAAACAUCCUUGCUGACCUGCCGGGUCAGCGAGUUUGCAGGUGACUUGGCUGUCGAUGAGAGCGUACCACGACGUCCAUCCGUGGACACGUCGCAAGAAAAUAGAGGGUCAGCUUUCCUGAUGAUCAGCACAGAAGCCCCCCAGCCGGUGACAUCCCAUGCUGCCAGUCCCAUGAGAAAGCAGAUUUUACGGAAGAGCACAUCUGAUAGCAGCGUGGAAAGUGGUCCCUCUGCUUGUGGAGUGCCUGUAGCUUCGGCAAUAGGGGCGCCAGAGGUAACUCAAAUUUCGACACGGUCUGUUCGAACAACUUCAACUCCACAACCUGUAUAUUACCCAGGCGGCUGGCGCAGUGAAUGGAACCACCUAGCAAUACAGAUUCAUGGACUUGAUAUCGUUACUGAGGCAUCUACCGGAGGUUCAAUAAGGGCUUCUACAUAUGCUUCGUCAUGCUUUCCUCAAGCUCUGGACAUCUCUUCCUCCGCCCCGACUUCGUCAAGCCCGGUAGAAAAGCACAAUGCGACGCCGGUUACGAGUAUCGACAGCACGAGACAAAGAUCUGGGCUCUCGACUGUAAGGAGUGCCACAAAGCCAAGAGAAGUAUUGGCGAAACCAAACAUAGGGCCAUUAUAUUCUCCUGUCACGAUGUUUGAGAGCGAUUUCGGAAGUGAUGCUGGCAAGCCAAGUGAGUUGCCACAGAUACUCCAAACGCCUGCCUUUGCACUUUUGAGAGGCGCUCAGCGGGCACAACAAUCGUCUGGUAGUGCAAGCCCAAAGUGGAAGCGCUACCCAUGUCAGUCGCCCGAACUCAUAGGCAAGGCCGGACAAACGCGUUAGGGGCCUGUAUGUAAACCCCAUUCUGAUGCCUGCGAAUCGUGCACUUGGACGAGCUUUACUCGGCGAAGAUAACCACAAUGACCUGCCCACUCCCCCAGUCCCCCAGCUAUUUCGCGGGACUAACCCACCAAAAGUACAAGCUAGCGCUCCUUCGCCGCCAAUAAUUACAGGCCUGCUCGUCAAACUGACCCGUAAUAUCAUGUUUAUCCACUACCUGUAU
Messenger RNA from Truncatella angustata, 1104 nucleotides. RefSeq lists its product as uncharacterized. NCBI's taxonomy places the organism in Eukaryota, Fungi, Ascomycota, Sordariomycetes, Amphisphaeriales, Sporocadaceae. The coding region runs from base 171 to 884 and encodes 237 amino acids. The record is from RefSeq and is a predicted model, not a curated record. The transcript has a single exon.